ACUGUCGUGAAAGGGGGCGGGGUGCGCCGCGCUGAGGACUGACGUAGGAGGCGCGCGUCGCUUCGGUGGCGGCUGGCAGGGUGUGGGCGCCAUGGAACGGUACUCCGGCGCCUUGGAGGAGGCGGUGGACGGAGCCCGGCAGCAGGAGCGGCACUACCAGUUACUGUCGGCGCUGCAGGGCCUGGUUAAGGAGCUGCCCAGCUCCUUCCAGCAGCGCCUGUCCUACACCACCCUCAGCGACCUGGCCCUGGCGCUCCUCGACGGCACCGUCUUCGAGAUCGUGCAGGGGCUGCUGGACAUCCAGCACCUCACCGAGAAGAGCCUGUACAACCAGCGCCUGCGGCUGCAGAACGAGCACCGAGUGCUCAGGCAGGCGCUGCGGCAGAAACACCAGGAAGCCCAACAGGCCUGCCGGCCCCACAACCUGCCUGUGCUCCAGGCGGCCCAGCAGCGUGAGCUAGAGGCGGUGGAGCACCGGAUCCGUGAGGAGCAGCGGGCGAUGGACCAGAAGAUUGUCCUGGAGCUGGACCGGAAGGUGGCGGACCAACAGAGCACACUGGAGAAGGCAGGGGUCGCCGGCUUCUAUGUGACCACCAACCCGCAGGAGCUGACGCUGCAGAUGAACCUAUUGGAACUCAUCCGGAAGCUGCAGCAGAGGGGCUGCCAGGUGGGGAAGGUGGCACUAUGACCCGGCAGGGUUUCUGCCAGUGACCCGCUGCCCAUCUUGGCUGGGAAGACAGCCCUGUCCCACAGUCACCAAAGGCAGCAGAAAGCUGAGUGGCGCUCAUCUUCCUGAAGUCUGGCCACCACCCUCCCAGCUGCUUGCAGGAGGGGCACCCCGUGAGGAGAAGCUAGGUGGACCUGGGCUGCGUCUGCCACCCACCUUCACCUGGGCUUUUUUGUCCAAAGCUAGGGUGGGAAGGUAAAGGGAAGAGUGGGCCCAGCCUUCCGGCUGUCUGCCCCAGGCUUCUGAUGUUUUCUGCUCUCGGCCCCUCCCUUGGCAGGUGCAGCCCCUGAGUAGGAAAGGCUCAUGAGCUGCAUGUGACCCCAAGAAAUAAAGACGCCUCAGCAUGGCCUGCA
Molecule: messenger RNA, 1080 nt
Organism: Kogia breviceps (pygmy sperm whale)
Lineage: Eukaryota; Metazoa; Chordata; Mammalia; Artiodactyla; Physeteridae
Gene: DGCR6L
Product: DiGeorge syndrome critical region gene 6 like
Source: RefSeq, a predicted model, not a curated record